Erythranthe guttata (spotted monkey flower) is the source of this 4265-nucleotide messenger RNA. Its product is annotated as ABC transporter B family member 1. The record is from RefSeq and is a predicted model, not a curated record. Gene Ontology annotation, molecular function: ATP hydrolysis activity; ATP binding; ABC-type oligopeptide transporter activity. Gene Ontology annotation, biological process: oligopeptide export from mitochondrion. Gene Ontology annotation, cellular component: mitochondrial inner membrane. Lineage: Eukaryota; Viridiplantae; Streptophyta; Magnoliopsida; Lamiales; Phrymaceae.
UAUAAAUAUUAAAACUCUGAAUAAAAUAAAUCAAGAAGAUCAGCCAUUGAAGAAUAAAUGAGCGCGAAGAAACAAAAAAAUAAAGGCAUAGAAGCAUGAUUUGUUUUAUAAUUGUAAUAAAAAACAAAUUGGUGGCCUGAUAAUUAAUUUAUUUAUUAAUUUAAUUUUUCUGUGUGUCGUAAUUAAGAAGCUAACAAAUUAAAGAAAAUAUGGUGGAAGAAGAUUGUGAGGAGAUAAAUACAAUCGAGCAAUGGAAGUUGUCCGAACUGCAGGACCUUGAACUUGUUGUCUCAUCAACCUCACCGGAUAAUUACCUCUCUUCUUCAACUGCACGAACUGCACCACAAAGCACCGGACAGCUCAAACUACCAGCAAUGGAGGUUUCCACCUCCGGCGAGAAGAAACACGGCGGCGGUGCACCGGAGAAUCCCCCUCCUCCCCCGCCGCCGCCUUCCGUCGGGUUUCGAGAGCUGUUCCGGUUCGCCGAUGGGCUUGAUUAUUUUCUAAUGGCAAUCGGUACAGUUGGCGCCAUUGUUCAUGGCAGCUCGUUGCCGUUGUUCCUUCGAUUCUUCGCCGAUCUCGUUAAUUCCUUCGGUUCUAAUGCCGACAAUGUCGAUAAGAUGACGGAAGAAGUUUUGAAGUAUGCUUAUUACUUUCUUGUAGUUGGAGCUGCUAUUUGGGCAUCUUCAUGGGCAGAGAUAUCAUGUUGGAUGUGGAGUGGAGAAAGACAAUCAACAAAAAUGAGGAUCGAAUACUUAGAAGCUGCUCUGAACCAAGAUAUUCAAUUCUUCGAUACACAAGUCCGUACAUCCGAUGUAGUUUUCGCCAUUAACACCGAAGCUGUGUUUGUUCAAGAUGCCAUUAGUGAAAAGUUGGGGAAUUUCUUACAUUACAUGGCAACAUUUGUGUCUGGAUUUGUCGUGGGAUUCACUGCAGUGUGGCAGCUAGCUCUCGUCACACUUGCCGUCGUUCCUCUAAUAGCUGUCAUCGGAGGUAUUCAUGCCGUCACGUUAGCGAAACUCUCCGGCAAGAGCCAACAAGCUCUCUCCCAAGCAGGAAAUAUUGCAGAGCAGACAAUAGGCCAAAUUCGAACAGUUUUGGCGUUCGUGGGCGAAUCGAGAGCGCUGCAAUCCUACUCAGCAGCCCUCAAAGUUUCGCAAAAAAUCGGUUACAGAACCGGAUUUGCUAAAGGAAUGGGAUUAGGAGCAACUUAUUUCACCGUAUUUUGCUGCUAUGCACUUCUCCUCUGGUAUGGAGGUUAUCUAGUUAGGCACCAUUACACAAACGGAGGGCUUGCGAUAUCAACCAUGUUUGCCGUCAUGAUUGGUGGCCUGGCUUUGGGGCAAUCUGCACCAAGCAUGGCUGCAUUCGCAAAGGCAAGAGCCGCAGCAGCUAAAAUAUACUGUGUAAUCGACCACAAACCAAGCGUCGAACGAAACAAAGAAUCGGGUUUGGAACUAGAAUCAAUAACGGGUCAAUUAGAGCUUAAAAAUGUGAUCUUUUCCUACCCAUCGAGACCCGAAAGCCGAGUACUCAACAAAUUCUCUCUCAUUGUUCCUGCCGGAAAAACAAUAGCCUUGGUCGGCAGCAGUGGCUCUGGUAAAAGCACAGUUGUAUCACUCAUCGAGCGAUUUUACGAUCCCUCUUCAGGGAAAGUUAUGCUAGAUGGGCAUGAUAUCAAGAGAUUGAAAUUGAGAUGGCUGAGGCAGCAAAUUGGUCUGGUGAGCCAAGAACCGGCUUUAUUUGCAACCACCAUUAAAGAAAAUAUAUUAUUGGGAAGACCAGAUGCGAGUUUGAUCGAAAUCGAGGAAGCUUCUAGAGUGGCUAAUGCGCAUUCGUUUAUCGUUAAGCUACCAGACGGCUACGAUACUCAGGUAGGAGAGAGAGGAACACAACUCUCCGGCGGGCAAAAGCAGAGAAUAGCAAUAGCAAGAGCAAUGCUGAAAAACCCAUCAAUCCUUCUCCUAGACGAAGCAACGAGCGCACUAGAUUCCGAAUCGGAAAAGCUAGUCCAAGAAGCACUCGACCGCUUCAUCAUUGGUAGAACCACCCUAGUCAUCGCCCACCGCCUCUCCACCAUCCGCAAAGCCGACCUCGUCGCCGUUCUCCACCAAGGCAUCCUCCACGAAAUGGGGGCCCACGAAGACCUCAUCUCGAAAGGCCAAAACAGCCUCUACUCCAACCUCAUCACCAUCCAAGAAGCCGCCCUCGAAGCUGCUCGAAAAAGCAGCGCAAGGCAGUCUAGUGCAAGAAACUCGGUGAGUUCACCGAUAAUCACGAGGAACUCUUCUUACGGGCGAUCGCCUUACUCGAGAAGAUUAUCCGAUUUCUCCACAUCGGAUUUCAGCCUCUCCAUGGAAGCCUCUUCAUACCCUAAUUACCGUCUCGAAAAGCUGGCUUUCAAAGAGCAAGCGAGUUCCUUUUUGCGUCUGGCGAAGAUGAAUUCUCCGGAAUGGGGUUACGCAUUGAUCGGUUCAAUAGGCUCGGUCGUAUGCGGCUCGCUUAGCGCGUUCUUCGCCUAUGUGCUGAGUGCUGUUAUGAGCGUGUACUACAGCCUGGACCAUGCUUACAUGAUCGAACAGAUUGGGAAGUACUGCUACCUUCUGAUCGGAGUUUCUUCGGCUGCGCUCGUUUUUAAUACCCUGCAGCAUUUCUAUUGGGACGUUGUCGGGGAGAAUCUGACCAAGCGCGUGAGGGAGAAGAUGCUUGUGGCUGUGCUGAAGAAUGAAAUGGCCUGGUUCGACAUGGAAGAGAACGAGAGCUCUAGGGUUUCCGCCAGGCUGGCGCUCGAUGCGAACAACGUUAGAUCUGCCAUCGGAGAUCGGAUUUCUGUUAUUAUGCAGAACUCUGCUCUUAUGCUUGUGGCUUGCACUGCUGGAUUUGUGCUCCAAUGGCGGCUUGCACUUGUUCUGAUUGCUGUUUUUCCUCUCGUCGUUGCAGCUACUGUCUUACAGAAAAUGUUUAUGACUGGAUUCUCCGGCGACUUGGAGGCGGCGCACUCCAAGGCAACACAGCUGGCGGGGGAAGCGGUGGCGAAUGUGAGAACAGUAGCGGCAUUCAAUUCGGAGUCAAAAAUUCUCAACCUUUUCAUCGCCAGUCUGCAACCGCCGCUCCGGCGGUGCUUCUGGAAGGGGCAGGUCGCCGGGAUCGGUUACGGCGUCGCCCAAUUCGCACUCUACGCCUCCUACGCGUUAGGGUUAUGGUACGCCUCGUACCUCGUGAAGAACGGAAUCUCCGACUUCUCAAAAACCAUUCGCGUCUUCAUGGUGCUCAUGGUCUCCGCAAACGGCGCCGCCGAAACCCUAACCCUAGCCCCCGAUUUCAUCAAGGGCGGCCGAGCGAUGCGUUCCGUUUUCUCCCUCCUCGACCGGAGAACCGAAAUCGACCCCGACGACCCGCCGGAAACCACCAACAACUCCAACCCGGAGAAGCUCCGUGGUGAAGUGGAAUUCAAGCACGUCGAUUUCUCGUACCCGAACCGGCCCGACGUGUCGAUCUUCCGCGACUUGAACCUACGGGCCCGGCCCGGGAAAACACUAGCCCUAGUUGGACCAAGCGGGUGCGGCAAGAGCUCCGUGAUAUCUCUGAUACAGAGAUUCUACGAGCCGUCGUCGGGUCGUGUUUUCGUGGACGGGAAGGAUAUCAGAAAGUACAAUCUCAAGUCGUUGAGGCGCCACGUGGCGGUGGUCCCACAGGAGCCGUGCCUAUUCGCGACGAGCAUAUACGACAACAUCGCCUACGGCGGGGGUGAGUCGGUGACGGAAUCGGAGGUCGUCGAGGCAGCGAGAAUGGCGGACGCGGAUAAAUUCAUAGGGUCGCUGGCGGAGGGAUACAGGACGUUUGUAGGGGAGAGAGGGGUGCAGCUGUCGGGGGGGCAGAAGCAGAGAAUUGCUAUUGCCAGAGCAUUGUUGAGGAGGGCGGAGAUAAUGUUGCUGGACGAAGCGACGAGCGCGCUCGAUGUGGAGUCGGAGAGGUGUAUAAAGGAAGCGCUGGAACGAGCUUGUGCGGGGAAGACGACGAUCGUGGUGGCGCACCGGCUUUCGACGAUCAGAAAUGCGCACGUGAUUGCGGUGCUUGAUGAUGGGAAAGUGGCGGAACAGGGCUCCCAUUCUCAUCUCUUGAAGAAUUAUCCUGAUGGGAUAUAUGCUCGUAUGAUGCAGCUGCAGAGACUCACACCCUCGUCAAGAUGAAAUCCAGAUUAUUACUUUUUUUUUUUAUUUUUUUUAUAAUUAAUUUCGUUGUAGUAUACUAUAGCAUGUGCAUUA